This is a messenger RNA of Solanum lycopersicum (tomato), 1119 nucleotides long. RefSeq names its product F-box protein At5g07610-like. NCBI's taxonomy places the organism in Eukaryota, Viridiplantae, Streptophyta, Magnoliopsida, Solanales, Solanaceae. The record is from RefSeq and is a predicted model, not a curated record.
AUGCCAAAAAGCAAAAAGAAGAUCAUAACAUUUUCUGCAAAUGUAGUGUUUUCUAGUAAAGAACUAUUGACAGAGAUCCUCCUUCAUCUCCCAGUAAAAUCACUCGUUCAUUGCAAAUGUGUAUCGCGUAAAUGGCUUUCUAGCCCUCAGUUUACGCGCCUCAGAGUCCCCUGUUUUCGCCCUGCUAGUGGUGUUUUUCUUGGACUUCUGCUCUGUCAUACAGUUCAUAACCCGUUCACGUUUGAUGAAAACUACUACAUAUUCAACCCGACUACUCAUCAAUUCGUCACACUUCCCAGGCCAUUAUCAGGGGAUGUUAUCGGAAUGACUUUAGCCUUUGAUCCAUGGAAAUCACCAAAUUACAAAGUUAUCUCCCUCCAAAUUUCUAAACUUGAACCUACAAAUCACCAGAUAGAGAUUUACUCAUCUGAACAUAUGAAAUGGAGAGUUUCUGGACAAACUUUUCCUAGAGAUUACGAUAUACGUUUCAAAAAGGGACUAGUUUACUGGAAUGGAGCUAUUUAUGUGUCAUGUAUCAAACGUUUCAACAUAGAACAAGAAAAGUUUGAAGAAGUUGACAUACCUGAAGUCCAGGAUCACGAAGAUGAUGAUUACAGGAUCGUCUACUUUGGAGAGUCUUAUGGCCAUUUGCACCUUAUACAAGUGAAUCGCCAGAACUUAGCUUUGUACAACAUCUACGAGAUGAAACAUGAUGGUGCAGGUUGGUUCUUGAAGUACGAGAUGAAUGUUGAAGACGUUGUGUUGGCAUUCCCUCAUAUGAUUCGAGAUUUCCUUGAGACAACAGAAUUUCAUUACUAUGGCAUGGCUGUGCUAGAUGUUGUAAGGGGAGAUAAAGAAGAUGAUUCAUUCUUGAUUUUGCAUAUUACUGAAAUGGUUAUACUACGUUACAACUUAGUGGAUAAGUCAUUCUACAAGCUCUGGGUUUUGACAAUGGUGUUCAUGAUGCAUUUGCUUGGUGUCUGCAUUUUGAUAGAUCAAACACUUACCAGUACAUUGAAUCUACCUAUUGUUGGUAAGUUCACAAGCACCUUGCAACGUUAUCGUUGCUUGCUUCUUCAACUUGGGGGAAUACUGACAGCUUGUUUGGAUGGUCGUUAG